AGAGCUCUAUCCAAUGGGGCGAACAAGGAGAGAAAUCUUUUCAAGAACGCGUACUCGCGAGUCAUCGUUUUGACAAGUGCGGUUGCCUUGUCGGGGAUGGUGUCGAAAAGGAAGGUGUCGGCUUCACUUUCCAAGUUCGACUGUCAAGAGGCUGUAGAAGAUGAAGGGGCUCGUCUCUCGCUGAUAGAUGCCAUAGGGGUGAGCAAGGCGGUCCGACUGGGUAAGGAGGAAGGCCGUUCGGGCGGGCACGAGUAUCCAUGA
Molecule: messenger RNA, 261 nt
Organism: Neurospora hispaniola
Lineage: Eukaryota; Fungi; Ascomycota; Sordariomycetes; Sordariales; Sordariaceae
Exons: 2
Source: RefSeq, a predicted model, not a curated record